Messenger RNA from Hibiscus syriacus, 1501 nucleotides. RefSeq lists its product as uncharacterized. Lineage: Eukaryota; Viridiplantae; Streptophyta; Magnoliopsida; Malvales; Malvaceae. The transcript has 2 exons. The record is from RefSeq and is a predicted model, not a curated record. Gene Ontology annotation, molecular function: protein binding. The coding region runs from base 79 to 1362 and encodes 427 amino acids.
AAACUCUAAUGGACAAACAAAGAAAAUAUAUAUUUAUUUGCUUUCUAACAGCAACAGGUAACUUCCAGCACAGCAAACAUGUCGUCACACCACUUCUCUGAGCUAGACUCCACCACCGACUCCGUCGCGUCCUCUCCACGCUCCGAACACCUUGCUCCUCAAGAUGCCCAUACACGUGUACGGUUCAUGUGUAGUUUCGGCGGCAAAAUUCUCCCUCGUCCGCACGAUAAUCAACUCUGUUAUGUCGGCGGUGAUACGCGCAUUGUCGCCGUCCACCGCUCCACUCCCUUCUCAGCGUUCCUCACCAAGCUCUCCAAACUCUCAGGAAUUGGCAACUUGAGUGUUAAGUAUCAGCUCCCAAAUGAGGAUCUUGACGCGUUGAUUUCAGUGACUACCGAAGAAGACCUGGAGAACAUGAUGGAUGAAUACGAUCGGUUAGCACAGAAUCACAACCCUAGGCUAGCUAGGAUUCGUGUUUUUCUUUUCUCCAAAGACGAUGAUGAUGGAUCACGACCAAGUAGAACCAGCUCACUUUUGGAAGGCUUGGCUAAUCGUGAACAUUGGUUCUUCGAUGCACUGAAUAACGGAGAAAACAGUUCUGGGCUCGAACGUGGCCGUUCUGAGGUGUCGUCUAUCGUCUCCGAAGUUCCCGAUUAUUUAAUUGGGCCAGAGAAUUCCAAUGAUGUUCAUGUUCGUGACCCGAAAUUAAGGACUCCCCAGCUUUUGCAUGAGAACGUCUCAGUUCCGGACACGGGUUCUCUUGCCCCGGGUGUUUCUGUUUCCUCUUCCUUUAGUUCGACGUCGGCAGCUCCUACUGUACUACCUUCUAUGCUCGAUCUGCGACCAGUUAAGACUAAACCGGAUAACACCCAACAUGUUUUGGAGUCAAAACAUAGUCAAACGGAGAGUUUUGUGGAGCAACCCGUUUCGCAGCCAGUCGCAUAUUCGGGUAGCCCUAUGUGGCAUUAUAUUCCAGAUUCUCGUUAUUCUGCUCCUGCCGUACAACAUAUACCCGUUUAUUAUGUUCGGGGCUCUGCUCAACCGGGAAAUCCUCCAUUUCAACCAAUUCAAGUGCAGGCCCAAUACAUCCAGCAAUAUCAAGUUUCCUCGGGUCAAAUACCCAUCGGGUACCAUCAGCCGGCUACUGGUGUCGGUCAAGUAUACAGGCCAGUUACAUCUGUGGAUCCUUAUGACGCGGCGUUAAGAGUGGCCCCUGACGGUGUGAAUCAACCACUAUAUUAUGGAGUUAGGAAUUUUGGUCCAGGUCCAGUUUACCCAGGAGUGGCUUCCCAUGGUGGGGAAGAAUUGACUAUAAGUGCACCGGAUAUGACACCGGGUCGGAUUUCCCAAUCAGGACAAUAAAAGUAUUGGUCAUAUGGCAAUAAUGGCAUGGUAGUUUUGUGCCUAUUCACUAAGGUGCUUUUAAUGUGUAUCAUGGAUUGAUGUAUCUAGAAGAGUGAUAAUGUCAUGACUCAUUAGCUGAAUAUUGAACUUUGUAAAA